GGGGCAACAAGAGGACUGAAAUGAUGGACCAAGCCGACAUCCUGAGAAAGUUUAUCCAGGGGGUGAAGGCCAUGAGAGAAGGGGACGAGGAGAGGGGAGAGGACAACUUCGGCAGCGACUUUAUGCGUUUACGGCGGUUAUCAACCAAAUACCGGACAGAGAAGAUCUACCCCACCAACGUUGGAGAGCGAGAGGAGAAUGUCAAGAAGAACAGAUAUAAAGAUAUACUGCCAUUUGAUCACAGUAGAGUGAAGCUGAUGUUAAAAACGACCAAUCAGGACACAGAUUAUGUCAACGCAAAUUUCAUCAAGGGCAUGGAUGGCCCGGAGGCUUACAUUGCAACUCAGGGCCCGCUGCCGAACACUGUCACAGACUUCUGGAGGAUGAACUGGGAGUACAAUGUAGCUGUUAUUGUAAUGGCUUGUCGAGAGUAUGAGAUGGGAAGGAAAAAGUGUGAACGGUAUUUCCCGGUGCUGGGGGAGGAACCCAUGAGUUUUGGCCCUUUCCGAAUCUCCUGUGAAUCCGAGCAGGCCAGAACAGACUACUUUAUCAGGUCUCUGAUGGUGGAAUAUGAUAAUGAAACACGGAGGAUAACACAGUUCCAUUAUAUGAACUGGCCUGAUCACGAUGUCCCUUCGUCAUUUGACUCCAUACUGGAUAUGAUAGGACUAAUGAGAGAAUACCAAGAGAAUGAUGAUGUCCCUAUAUGUGUGCACUGCAGUGCAGGGUGUGGGAGGACGGGUGCUAUCUGUGCUAUCGACUACACGUGGAACCUCCUCAAAGCUGGGAAAAUUCCAGAAGAUUUUAAUGUUUUCCGGUUGAUCCAAGAAAUGAGGACGCAGCGGCACUCGGCUGUCCAGACCAAGGAGCAGUAUGAGUUAGUCCAUAGAGCCAUCGCUCAGCUUUUUCAGAAACAACUGCAGCAGCUGGAGAGUCCCACCAACACGCAGAUACACGAUGGCAUGGAUGAAAGUAGUCCAGUUAAAGCAGCCCACCAGUCAGAUGACGAGAGAUGGGACACGCCUCCUCCAAAACCUCCUCGCAUACGCAGUUCCCAGGUAGAAGGUGAUGUUAAGGAAGAGAUCCUCCAGCCCCCGGAGCCUCACCCCGUACCUCCGAUUCUGACCCCGUCUCCCCCCUCAGCCUUCCCCACUGUCACCAACGUACGGCAGGACAACGACCGCUACCACCCCAAACCUGUCAUACACGUCCUGGCUACCGCACAACAUAAUGUGACAAAGAAUCAAGACGUGGACAAGCAGCAGAACCAGUCAGAGCUCAGUCCAAACACGCAGACCAGUCCCUCGGAACAAAAAGACCAAGAUCUGCUUAGUCGAAAACAGCAAACCCAAGUCUCAAACCUAGAUCUCAACGACAACUAUAACAACAAACUAUCAACAUCGACAAAGUCAGAAUCGGGCCAAAGCCAGACUCAGACUCCCUCCUCCCCCCUCUCGCCAGCCGUUGAAUGUUCCGGUGCUCCUCGGAUCGAGAGGAAGCUGAGCAUUGAGAUUAAAAAGGUGCCGUUGCAGGAAGGACCUCGCAGCUUUGACACUUCCUCCUCUAUGGGAGUAGCAGGCGGAGUGGGCAGCGGUUCAACCAAUAGCGCGGCCAUGCUGCAAAGAAGCCACGCCUUCAAAGCCCGCUCCGGUCAAUCCCUGCUGACGUCUAGCUCCUCGCUGUCGGAGGACUCGGGCACGGAGGGCGGAGCAGGCGGAUGCGGGGAGAGUCAAGCAGACGGAGGCGUCCUGGCCAGACCGAACCACCUCCCUGUGAAGAACGAGAAGGGCGAGGUGCCCGGAGGGGAGAGAGCGGAGCUGAAGGCCGGCCACGCAUCGUGGGCUCAACCCUGCAACAGCCCCGAAAAACACUUCCCAAAGACCUCCUCCUCCUCUUCCUCGUCAGACCGUGUCGCACCAUCCUCCUCCUCCUCCUCCCACCUCUCCUCCUCCUCUUCCUCCUCUUCCUCCACUCCUGUUAGGACUGCCCUAAGUUUCACCAACCCCCUGCACUCUGAUAACUCGGACGAAGAGGGGGACGGAGAGAUGUCUGGAGGAAGAGAGGGUUGUCGUACUAAUAUAUCCACGGCGACGGCCAUGGUUAGUACGCUCUCUCACCUCGGAGACCAGCAGCCGGUGAGGAAGGUGUCGCCCAUGUCCAUCGCAGGGCAGAGCUCUCCGUCACCUCCAGCAAACUGCUGGGACAGCGACGACUCCCCUCCCCCCCUCCCCGAGAGAACCCCUGAGUCCUUCAUACUGGCCACAGACCCUUUGGACGUGAGGACACCGGCCUCGGGCGAAUGGAGCGGCACACACAAAGAUGUGUCAGGGUGUGUUAAGAAGAUGUCUCCAGCUGACCCUGCAUCCGCUGGCACCACGGCAACAGACAACAAGGCAGACCUGGGUGGGGUUCGGUAACCGCUGCAUUCAGCCCAAAGGCCCUCGAGACCCCCCCCUGGAGUGGACAUGAUGGAUUGACCCGUCUGUCCGUCCGUCAACAGUCUUGCUCCCUCACCAAGAGACGGAUUCUCACCUGGCUGGUCCAAAACCAAGUUGAUAGAUGCUACACAGGCAGCACAUUUUUACAUAGAAACACUUUCUGUGUAACUCUGUGCCAAUAUGUUCUCAAGACUCCUCUUCCCCUCCUCCUCCUCCUCCUCUUCCUCCUCUUCAGUUCCUCCUUCAAAGUGCCACUGUGCAAAGCAGAAGAACACUUAUUGGUCAAGUGGUUUGUCCAUUUUGGAACAAAGCCCACGUUCUCGAGGUUUUGACUCCUCUGGACGCUGAAAUGGGAUCAGUCUGGUUAUUUCCUUGUUAAUGAUUAAAGGAUAAUUCCUGCUUUUUCUUUUCCCCUGUUUUUGUUGAGAUAAGAGUAAAUUAGGAAAUGUUCUCUCUGAGCUGUAAACAUAUCCUGACUAUCUAUCCAUUCUUAGACUAAUUGGAGGGGGGGAAUGUAGGAGUAAUCGUUACAAAUUCAAUAAAGCUGUUGUCUUGAAAUGAACAGGGAGAAAACUUUCAUACCAAAAUGAGAAAGAAAAAAAACGUUUUUUUCCAUCAUGAAUCAGGAAUUAUCUUUAAUCAGAAAAAGCUACUGUGGGAAGCCAAUUUCCUGAGGUUUAACUGAACUCCCAGAAGGUGUCUGCUCCCUCCUACUGAAUGAACAACAAUCUUCAAAGCGAACCUAGAUAAUCUGUUACCCAUGAUGCAACCUCUUCUGUUGGGUAUGUACAGGUUGCCCGGGUGCUCUCUCUCUCUCUCACUCUCUCUUUCUUUUUCUCUCUUUCUGUAUUUCUGUCUCUCUCCCACUUUCUGUGCGCUGGUGCUACAUUACUAAAGAUCAGCAUAGAGACAGAAAAAAAACUAGAGCUUGACAUUCACCUGUUUCUCACCUCUUGUCUGUAGUAAUGUCCACUCUAGUACUUUUAUAUUUCUAUGCUGACUUUCCCUUUUUUUUGCCAGAGUCAUAGAUUGAUGCAGUUUGGUCAUUGCAGCAUUCAGGAGUCCUGCUUUGUGACUGUAGUGGAUUUUAUUGUAAAGUUGUCAUUUUUUCUGCAAAGAUCCGUUAAAUUGAAAAUCAUAGUUUCAGGAAAAGGUGAUACUAUACAACAUAUUUGGCUUGUGAUUCUUUAAAGUGAAGCAAUCUCA
Scomber japonicus (chub mackerel) is the source of this 3644-nucleotide messenger RNA. It is a transcript of the gene ptpn12, whose product is annotated as protein tyrosine phosphatase non-receptor type 12. The record is from RefSeq and is a predicted model, not a curated record. Lineage: Eukaryota; Metazoa; Chordata; Actinopteri; Scombriformes; Scombridae. Gene Ontology annotation, cellular component: nucleus; cytoplasm. The transcript has 18 exons. The coding region runs from base 21 to 2417 and encodes 798 amino acids. Gene Ontology annotation, molecular function: non-membrane spanning protein tyrosine phosphatase activity. Gene Ontology annotation, biological process: peptidyl-tyrosine dephosphorylation.